Molecule: messenger RNA, 2311 nt
Organism: Sardina pilchardus (European sardine)
Lineage: Eukaryota; Metazoa; Chordata; Actinopteri; Clupeiformes; Clupeidae
Product: tripartite motif-containing protein 16-like
Exons: 6
Coding region: 49-1713 (554 amino acids)
Molecular function (GO): zinc ion binding; protein binding
Source: RefSeq, a predicted model, not a curated record
GUUAAGAGUGUCUUCCUAGAUUCGAAGUGUUUGUCGUGCUCAUGAAGAAUGGCAGAGGCGAUGUCUAUUAACCCGGACCUUUUUGUCUGUCCGAUUUGUUUGGAUCUACUGAAGGAUCCAGUGACUCUUAACUGUGGACACAGUUACUGCAUGGGCUGCAUUAAGGACUGCUGGGAUCAGGAAGAUCAGAAGGGAGUUUACAGCUGCCCCCAGUGCAGACAUACAUUCACCCCAAGACCUGUUUUAAACAAAAGUAAUGUUUUUGCUGAGCUUGUGGAACAGUUCAGAAAGACCAGAAUUCAAGGUAGGCCUACUGCUUCUCCUCAAUGUUUUGCUGGACCUGGAGAUGUGGAGUGUGACAGCUGCACCGGGAGAAAACUAAAAGCCGUCAAGUCCUGCCUGGUGUGUUUGUUGUCGUACUGUGAGACUCAUCUCCAGCGCCAUGAUGAACUAUUCUCAGGGAAAAGACACAACGUGGUUGAUGUCACAGGUCAGCUACAGGACAAGAUCUGCGCUCAGCACCAGAGGCUGCUGGAGGUCUUUUGUCGCACGGAUCAGAGCUGCGUCUGUUUGCUAUGUUUGGUAGAUGCACACAAAGGCCACGACACGGUCUCAGCUGCAGCUGAGAGAACGGAGAAACAGAAGGAGAUGGAGGAGACCAAGAGGAAACUCCAGCAGAGACUCCAGGAGAGAGAGAAGGAGCUGCUGGAGCUGAGGAAGGCUGUGGAGACUCUCAAGAGCUCUGCACAGACAGCAGUGGAGGACAGUGAGAGCAUCUUCACUGAGAUGAUCCGCUCCAUUGAGAGAAGGCGCUCUGAGGUGACAGAGCUGAUCAGAGCUCAGGAGAAGGCUGAGGUGAGUUGGGCUGAAGGACUCCUGAAGAGACUGGAGCAGGAGAUUGCUGAGCUGAAGAGGAGAGAUGCUGAACUGAAGCAGCUUUCACACACAGACGAUCACAUCCAUUUCCUCAAGAAUUUUCAGUCAGUCAGCCCUCUGUCUCAGUCUAAAGACUCAUCCAGCACGUCUGUCAGACAAAGCUGGUCUUUUGAGGCUGUGAAGAAAUCUGUCUCUACACUGAAGGGGCAGCUGGAGGAUUUCUUCAAGCAGGAAGUCAUAAAGAUCUCUGCAGCAGUGUCUGAUGUCCAGGCUGUUUUGACUGAGCCAGUAACCAGAGAGGAGUUCUUAAAAUACUCCUGUCACUUCACACUGGAUCCAAACACAGCACACAGAAGACUCCAUCUGUCUGAGGGGAACAGGAGGGUGGAGAGGAGAGAUGAGCUCCAGUCAUAUCCUGAUCAUCCAGAGAGAUUUGAUGAGUGGGAUCAGGUGCUGUGUAGAGAGGGUGUGUCUGGACGCUGCUACUGGGAGGUGGAGUGGAGUGGGCAGUGGGUUUAUAUAGCCGUCUCAUAUAAAAGCAUCAGCAGGAAAGGAGCGAGUGUUGAGUGUGUGUUUGGACUUAAUGACCAGUCCUGGAGUCUGCGCUGCUCCAGCUCCAGCUCCAGCUGCUCUUUCAGGCACAAUAAUAAAGAGACUAAACUCCCUCUAGUGGCCAGCUCCAGAAUAGGAGUGUAUGUGGAUCACAGGGCAGGAACUCUGGCCUUCUACAAUGUCUCUGACAAAAUGACCCUCCUGCACAGAGUCCAAACCACAUUCACUCACACGCUCUACCCUGGGUUUUAUAUAGGCCUUCGAUCAUCAGUGAAGCUCUUAUAACACACACCAUUUGGAGCAGGACAGAAAUGUAAAGACCUCAGAUACAGAUAGAUGCUGUUAUCAUACAUACACACACACACACACACACACACACACACACACACACACAUACGCACACACACACACACACACACACACACACACACACACACACACACACACACACACACACACUCACACUCACAUAUCUCAUCAACUGAGACUCUCUGUUCUUGGGGGAAACAAAAGACCAAAUCCACUCCCUCAUCUCUGGACCCCAGCAGAUAUUACAGCAUCUGCACCUCUGCUGGAACACACAUCAGCACACCACACAUACACUAUUGGAUGGGAAAUGUGUUGAUGAGCCCAGUGUUUCACCCCCUCUGAUCCUCUCCCACAAUCCAUUUCCUCUCCCUCCUGCUCCCCCUAACCCUCCUUCCCCUCCCCCAGCUGUUCAGGCCUUUAGGCCCUCUGGGAUUGGACACGUGUCUGAUGGAAGGUUGAAAGUGAAGUUCAUUGAGUAGAAGUAAAGGUUGUAGUCAAGAGAUUAAAAGUAUAUCUGAUGUUAGAUAAGCUGACUCAAUCUCUGUCUAAAUGUAUCAGAUAUUAUGGUGGAUGU